Messenger RNA from Dalotia coriaria, 3457 nucleotides. It is a transcript of the gene wry, whose product is annotated as delta and Notch-like EGF repeat containing weary. NCBI's taxonomy places the organism in Eukaryota, Metazoa, Arthropoda, Insecta, Coleoptera, Staphylinidae. The coding region runs from base 270 to 2528 and encodes 752 amino acids. The record is from RefSeq and is a predicted model, not a curated record. The transcript has 12 exons. Gene Ontology annotation, molecular function: Notch binding; calcium ion binding.
ACACACGCGCGCCGCACGCGCAGACUCAUCUCUCGCCGUACACCAGACUCCCCAACAGGAGCAGCACGCGCGAUAAAUUCAUCCCUCGCGCGCCGCCAGGACAGUCACAGUCGUGUCCUGUUCGCGAAGAGGUGCACCACCGCUCUCCCGCACCGACCGGCUUAUCUCCGAUCGCCUGCUACGCAAAACAACAUUCCGUGUGCGAUAAAGGUUAUACACACAUCCAAAUGAUUUUCUUCGUAAAAACCGAGUAAAUAACCGAAAAUAAAAUGAAAUACCGUUCGGUAUUGUGUCUGCUGGCACUCCAAAUGACUCUCUCGUUGGUGCAUGGCGUAGAGUCACCGUUGGUAACCCAGCCGUCGUCAAUAACAACCGGAAGAAUUCCCAUCGCCUUGUCAACAAGCGCCCAACCCAAGGAAAAUACUCACGCAACGAGUGCAAUUCCAAUUGUCGGAAAUGCUGCAACGACUGUAAUCACAAGGGUUACAAGUACAAUUGCGAGUGCGAGCAGUCCGCCCUCUAGCGGCACCAGCGUGCAACAGUCUGUCUUAUCUGAAGCGACGAGCACGACAAAUAGAAUCAUGUCGACCGAUGCGACGACAGCAGGAGGAAUUUCAUCGCCGCCGACAAAGAAAGCCACGCCGUCAACUUCAACAACACUGACUCCAACAGCGGCGGCGGCGGCAUCCUCUACGACGCCGACGAACGAAUUCAUUCCGCAGCGCAUUCAGACCCAGUUGGAGGAGAAGGUCGAUUUGCUCGGAUGCGAUCUGCCGUUAUUGCCGAGGGAUUCGCAACUGUGGAAGGGCAACGAGACGCAUGAGCUUCUGCUGCCUUUUACUAUCCCCGAGGAGUGUGCGAACGCAAACGAUCGCUCUACUUGUCUACCGGCGAUAUUGUCCUGGGAGGGAUCCGCUGAGAUACAAAGCGGGGACGUGCUAUUGGUGCGCAUCGAUGAUUUGCAUCUCAUCCAACAAGCGCAGAAAAAUCACGAGGUUAUCACUAAUAACACACCACAAGAAGGGUAUAAAUAUUAUUUUAAUCUCCAAACAGGUAUAAAUUUUAUUAUUAUGUGCAGAAUGAUGCAACAACCUCUGACAGCUGUUUAUCAAGUCACACGUACUGGUCAUGAUAACUGUGAUGUCACCGAAGGCAUCCUGCUGGACAUCACACCGUUGAAGAUCGACGACCGCAAAGUGGUCACACUUUACGACAAGGAUCUCACCGAGGGCAUCAAUCUCCUUAUUGUGGUGUCAAAAUUGUGGGGUAAGCAGUGCGUGCGCUUGAAAGUGGUUGUCAAGUCGGACAACUGCGGGGAGAAUGAGGACUGCUCCGGCAAAGGACUUUGCUACUCGAACGUCUCGAUGGAGGGCUAUGAAUGCCAAUGCUGUCCUGGCUUCGUUGGCCCACACUGCGAGGAACAGGACGCCUGCUACCCGUCUCCCUGUCGCAACAACGGCAUCUGCGUCGACAUUACGCAGGGCCACGAGGGUGCGACCUUCCAGUGUCUCUGUCCCUACGGCUACACGGGAAAAACCUGCGAGGAAGAAACAGAUCCUUGCACUUCGAUGCCCUGCCAGAACGGGGCCAAUUGCACGUCGACGGCGGGCAAUGCGACAGCGUUCCGGUGCGAGUGUCCCAGGGGAUUCGCGGGCGCGCACUGUCAGCACAACCUCAACGAGUGUGAGUCCUCGCCGUGCGUCCAUGGCAUCUGCGUCGCCCAAGAGGAUGGUUACAAAUGCUUCUGCCAGCCGGGGUAUACAGGGUCGCUUUGCGAGUACGAGUACAACGAGUGUGAAUCGUCGCCGUGCAUCAACGGCGGCACGUGCACGGACAGAGUCGGCGGCUACUCCUGCAGUUGUGGGCGCGGCUUCACAGGAAAACGCUGCCACAUAAAGGUGGAUCUGUGCGAGCCGAACCCCUGCUUUGAACCACGAUACUGCUUGGACAAGGGUAACAACUACACGUGCGAAUGCCCCAAGGGAUUCUCCGGAGUGGACUGCCUCCUGCCGACGAGAGCGGCGUGCAGCACGAAUCCUUGCGCGAACGGCGGCACGUGCUGGAGCAGCGUCGAUUCGUUUUACUGUGCCUGCAAGGCUGGUUACACCGGAAAAACCUGUGAAGAUGAAUUCGUCGUGGAGAAGAUUUCCGACGUGGACACGGUGCUUGCAAAGACAGACGACAUGGAGAUUCCCCUAGGCAUUCGUCUCGACCGAAUUCACAAUGUUUACAUUGCGAUGGGCACGUUAGUAACAGCCAUUGUCAUCGUUAUAACAAUUGUGACCGUUUGUCAUUGUCGAGUGAAUAAAACGUACAAACGUUUUGCGAUGCGAGCGAAGCCGUCGUGGUGGCCGAGUUGGCACGGACGACGAGUGCCCGAGGUCGUACCUACCAAUAGCGAAUGGUUCAGCGGCAAGGACAAAGCACCAAUGGCGACGCCCAGUCGUAGUCUGCCAGCACUGGACACGACAGACAUGUACUACACCCUGGACUUCAGCGACAGCCAGAGUUCGCCGCUGAUACAGUGAAAAGCGGCGUUUUUCACCGGAAUGCUCGCACGACCGCUUUUUGCACUCUCGUUCUUCUCGCAACCACGGCGGAAAAAAGAAGAUCAUUAGGUGACGCGUGCGUGAAUGCCGGUGAUUUAUUGCCGUUCACAACGGUCGGCGAAAGUUACUCACGAAAUUAUAGAAAAGUUUUAAUUUUCACCCACCCUCGGCGACGGAUUGAUUUUCUAUCAAACGCGCACAAAGUAAACACCGUUUCGUAAAGCAGUAAUGCAUUGCAGCUCAGCUCAGUCAAGCAGAAAUUAGCGCAACGUCUAAAUAGUCUAACUAUCAUUAAGAUAAACUAUAGAAGUGUUAAAUUGUAACGCAAAAAAAAACAUGGACAACAGCGGUAACCCGAGCGCUGUUGGUGUAGUUGGCGCGCGUCGCUAUAAUUUAUUAAUUAGUUAAUUAGCAAAUCCCCACCGAUGUUUAUCGAUUGUUUCGGCUCAUUAUUCUGCGAUUUUGCAACGCUCAGAAUAAGCAACAGCUAGUGCAUCACACUGCAGCGCACUUGAUCCUGACUUAUUCGAUAAUGUGCACUGAUUGAUUUGGUUUUGAUUUAGUUGAUGCAACUUGUAAAUAAAUGUACCUUGCAUUUAGCGAUCCAAUCGUAUUCCAUCCACAUUGUUCAAUCAUCAAUUUCAAACAAUUUUAAACGUGCAUUAUUACUACCUAAACGUUCUAGGAUAAAUGGCUAACUAUAAAGUAUUGAAUAACUAUGAACUACGAUAAGCUAUGAGGACGCGAAUUGUGCGCAAAUUGUUUAUCGAACGGCUAUAUGCUGGAAAGCGAGGACUAGAGAAACCGCCUAUUUAUUAUUACAUUGUUAUAUUUGUAACUGUACUUAUUUCAAGUAUGAUUAUAAUUGUACUGGUAUUGCCAAAUCCAAAAUAAAUUAAUGAAUUAAA